AUGGCUUUCGCUGGUCGAUUGCAGUUGAUGAUCAAAAUUUGGCUUCUUAUUCUUCAUGCCAGUCUUAGUUCCGCUGCCUGUAGUGUUCCUCCUAUUCCUAUACGCAUUGGAAACGUGACACUGUCAACAGGAGAGAUAGCACGAGGUUUAGAUUUAUCUGUCGGGAAUCCAGAGCAGCAUUUCGCCUUCUUACCGCAAUGGCCAUUGAAUAACUCCUUUAUUUACGGAACGGAUGGAUUCUGUGGUUCCAGUUGGUCUACCGCUGCUUGUACGACAUUUCGUGGUGGUUCAUACAAUGAAUUUGCAUCCAAAAGCCGUGGAGUACCGGCGACUAAUGCUUAUCCAUCCGACGCCUCGCCAUACCCACAGCUCACAAUGGUAUCCGACAACAUAACGCUGAGUUCAAAUGUGAGCAUGCUCGAUUUUCCCAUUGGAAUACCGAAAGCAGAUUGGGGAGAACAAAGUUAUUAUCCGCAAAUGGCCAUUGGGCUCGGCACCAAUUCGACCAUUCUAAACACGCUCUACUCAUCAGGCCAGAUAGCAUCUCGAACGUGGUCCAUGUUCUGGGGACGAACUGGAGCGACGUCAGCGACUCAACUCGAUGGCGGAUUUGUUUUUGGAGGUUACGAUCGUGCCAAGGUCACUGGGGCAAAUUAUACCCGUUCUCUUACUUACUCCAAGACAUCUUGUUUUUCUGGAAUGCUGGUUACAAUCACCAAUAUGGUACUCAAUUUCCCAAAUGGUACUGAUGCCAGUAUAUUCGGCGGAAUUGAAUCCGAUGCUAUUCAAGCAUGCAUCGAGCCAAGCUACCCCGUCUUAUUGACGAUCCCAACUGACCCUUAUUUCCUGAACUUCGAGGAAAUUACCAACCAAACAAUAUCUGACAGAUCGUUUGGAAUGUACUACUAUGGCUUGCUCUAUGGCGGUGGGCCUCGCGACUCAACACCAUAUGCUGGUGAUUUAACCAUCGAAUUAGAUUCUGGAAUUUCUGUCCGCAUACCGAACGAUCAGUUGAUCGUUCCAAAUCUUUCAAUCGACCAUACAUCAGGCGCCAUAGUUGCAAAUGCGUCAGAACCAGAACUCGUCCUCAAUGCAAUUCAAGCUGGUAACGCGAAUGACCUCCCACAGCUAGGACGACAAUUCCUAACUGCCGCUUACUUGAUGUUAAACCAAGAUGCAAAGACUUUCACACUCUGGGAAGCGAAUCCUACCGAGAACGAAGACCUGGUGGCUGUUGAUGGCAGAAAUAACCCUAUGGAUGAUUUUUGCACCUCACCCUCUACACCAAAUAAUAAUAGUGCCAACGGUGAUUUGAGAAAUUCGAAUAGUACUUUAACACCAACUAGUACAUCGGCUGCAGACAGCCAAAGUUCCGGAAAGGUAUCGACGGGGCUCAUUGUGGGCGCAGCUAUUGGAUCCGUUGCUGUGAUUUCAAUUAUUGGAGGAAUCCUCAUUUGGUACAUCUCGCAAAAGAAAAGGAAAAGGAACCUUAUCGCUGAGGCUGCAGUUGCCACCAAUAUGGCUGAAAAGCACCCGCCGGGAUACCAUCACAGCUAUGCGGACCAGAUACAGUUCCCUCACUAUAUUCCACAGGAGUUACAUGCCAAACCAGUCCCGGUCAUCGCACGUCACGAGUUGCAUUCUCAACCAGCUCGCGCCAACGAAGCGCACGAGCUACCUUAGAGUUCUAUCACCAAAUUCACGAUUUCAUGAAAAUUCAUGUAUAUAUCAUUUACACUUAAUUAUUAAUUUCAUAGUUUGUAAAGAAUAGAAAUCUUUCAGAGCAGGAUUAGAGCAUCAAAGCAAGGGGCGAAGUCAGGGAGUUGUCUAGUAGCCACGAGUAGGCCACAAAACUGUGUUAUUUAGUAAUAAGCAUACUACACUCUUCAAGUAUGCUUCCGCGAUAGUGUAGAGACAAUAUAACGCUCAUUCAGAAG
Botrytis porri is the source of this 1937-nucleotide messenger RNA. RefSeq lists its product as uncharacterized. The transcript is spliced from 3 exons. NCBI's taxonomy places the organism in Eukaryota, Fungi, Ascomycota, Leotiomycetes, Helotiales, Sclerotiniaceae. The record is from RefSeq and is a predicted model, not a curated record. Bases 1 to 1683 code for a protein of 560 amino acids.